GAGAGACAAAAAAUGGGCAGCAUAUCUAAGAGAUGGACGACACUAAGUGGAGAAGACAAUUGGUCAGGCCUAUUAGAUCCACUUGACAUCGAUCUACGGCGAUACAUUAUCCACUAUGGCGAGAUGGCUCAAGCAGCAAGAGACGCUUUCAAUACAGAGAAGACAUCAAAGAACGCCGGAAACAGCCUAUACAAUCGUAGUAAUCUCCUCUCAAAAGUUGGAAUCGAGCAAGGAAACCCUUUCAAGUAUGAAGUGACAAAAUAUUUCUACGGCACAUCCUCAGCCCCCCUUCCGUCUUUCCUUGUAAAGUCAUUGUCAAGAGAGGCCUGGAGCAAGGAAUCGAACUGGAUAGGUUAUGUAGCAGUGGCUACAGAUGAAGGGAAGGUGGCAUUAGGGAGGAGAGAUGUUGUUAUUUCAUGGAGAGGCACAGUUCAAAACAUGGAAUGGAUUAAUGAUCUAAAAUUUCCUUCGGUUUCAGCUCCGGAAAUAUUUAGAGAACAUCAUCAUGUAAAAGUUCAACAUGGGUGGCAUUCAAUCUACACCACUGGUGAUCCUGCAUCUCGUUUCAACAAAGCAAGUGCUAGAGACCAAGUUCUUGAAGAGGUGAGGCGAUUAGUUGAUUUAUACAAGGACGAGGACAUAAGUUUGACAGUAGUCGGGCAUAGCAUGGGUGGAGCACUUGCGACGCUUAAUGCAGUUGAUAUCGUCUCGAAUGGAUUCAACAAGACGACAAUGGGCAUGUCUGUCAAGACGUUUCCUGUGACAGCUUUUGUUUUUGGUAGCCCUCGUGUGGGAAACUCGGACUUUCAAAAGUUUUUCUCUUUACAUAAGGACAUCCAUAUCCUACGUGUUCAUAAUGCACACGAUGUGGUUCCACACUACCCAUUGAAGUUGGGUUACUUGCACAUUGGUGAAGAGUUGGUGAUUGAUACAAGUAAGUCCGCAUACUUGAAGAGUCCUGGAGACAUACAUAGGUGGCAUGACAUGGAGAGUUACUUACAUGGAGUUGCGGGUGCACAAGGUAGAGAGGGAGGUUUCAAGCUAGAGGUUAGACGAGAUAUUGCUCUAGUAAACAAGUAUUCGGAUACUUUGUUGGACGAAUAUCAUGUGCCUCCUAUGUGGUGGGUUAAGAAGAACAAGGGUAUGGUUCGACAAGCAGAUGGAUCGUGGCUGUUGAUGGAUCACGAAGAUGAUGAUGUUUGUAUCUCUUAAUAACAAAAUAAAAGUCGCGACAUUUUUCAUGUGUGAUAAUUGUUGUAUCUAUACCGCCUUUGUUUGGUGAAUGAAUAAAUAAAUGGAAUCAUUUUCAUCAUAUUAAAGAGGAAUGGGAUAAUUUUUG
Molecule: messenger RNA, 1339 nt
Organism: Lactuca sativa (garden lettuce)
Lineage: Eukaryota; Viridiplantae; Streptophyta; Magnoliopsida; Asterales; Asteraceae
Product: phospholipase A1-II 1
Biological process (GO): lipid metabolic process
Molecular function (GO): glycerophospholipid phospholipase A1 activity
Source: RefSeq, a predicted model, not a curated record